CGGUAAGCAGCGGAGCGCUCUGAUUGGUCCACCGACUGGCAUCUCGUAAGCCCCUCCCACUCCCACAACAAGUCCUGGGAGCCAACUGCCAGCAGCAAGUUUUUCUUUUUUUUCGGGCAAACUGUCAAAUAAAGACUCAGAAAGGCCCGAAAAUGCUGGCUGACAUGAAGAACCGCUGUGUGUCUCUGCUCUAUGAGAAGUCCGUACUGUCAGACCAGUUGGCAGUGCUGGAGGAAAAAACGGGAGCGAAGAGAGAAUAUAUCGCCUUGGGUGCAGUGUCUCUGGCUGGAUUGUAUCUUCUGUUUGGACAUGGAGCUUCACUCUUGUGUAACCUGAUUGGCUUCAUUUAUCCAGCCUAUUUCUCAGUCAAGGCCAUUGAGAGCAACAGGAAGGAUGACGACACACAGUGGCUGACCUACUGGGUUGUCUAUGGAGUCUUCAGCAUUGCAGAGUCCUUCUCUGACAUCUUCCUCUCCUGGUUCCCCUUUUACUAUGUUGGCAAGUGCCUGUUCUUGAUCUGGUGUAUGGCUCCGGUCUCAUGGAAUGGCUCCCAAAUUCUGUAUAGUCGUGUCAUACGGCCCUUUUUCUUGAAACACCAGGCUGCCAUGGAAAGUGUUGUUGAUGACCUGAGUUCCAAGGCGAAGAGUGUGGCAGAGAAUGUCACUAAAGAGGCUGCUCAUAUUGCUCUCGGCCAUGACAAAAAACAGUGAUGGUGUAAUGAAGGCAGUGUGCAUGCACGUGUGGGUGUAGGUUGGUGCGUGGAUGAGUGAAUGAGCAUAUGUUUGUGUGAGUGCGUGUGUGUGUCUGGCUUUUGUUUUCCCUCCUGUGACGAAGGAUGAUGAUGGACUCCAUCAAGUGGUGAACAGGAACUUCACACUCCUGCCCGUGAAUAAAUGCCUUUUUGUUGUUUGUUUGUAUUUUUGUGCUGUGAUCUGCAAUCUAAUCUCAUCUUUAUGACUAUGUCAACUCUGAACUGAGCCAUGUUAUCUGCCAUGUCAGCAGCCUCUGAUUUUUCCUCUUUCCUGCUCACUUCUCUUCUUCAUCUGCACUAAUUCGACAAAGCAGGUGAAAAAAAUUCUGUUGGUGGCAAAAAUUAUCACUUUUAACUAACACCGGAGAUGAAGUAGUGGGUGGAGGAAUAGUCAAAAUUAUUCAGGUACGUUUCUAAUUUAUCUGUUUAGGAUAAAUAUUUUGGAAUUAUAGCAUUAAGGUAAAAAAGUGGGUCGCCUUAAAACUUCAGUUAACAACAUAAUCUCAUUGUGUUGUUAAUCACAACUGCAGCUUUUAUCUGUGGUUAAGCUUUUCACACUUGGUGCUUUAUUCUGUGUAUUAUGUGAACUCGUGCCAAAUAUUUCAAAUUUGUUUGACACUGUGGGAAACUUCCUAUUUUAUGACUUUAACUGGAAGGUGGCUGCCUUAUGUCUUACUUUUUCUCAUAAUGAUGGAAGUAAUAAAACUGGAAUCUUAGUUACCUGAA
Myripristis murdjan (pinecone soldierfish) is the source of this 1477-nucleotide messenger RNA. RefSeq names its product receptor expression-enhancing protein 6. The transcript has 6 exons. Lineage: Eukaryota; Metazoa; Chordata; Actinopteri; Holocentriformes; Holocentridae. Bases 153 to 710 code for a protein of 185 amino acids. The record is from RefSeq and is a predicted model, not a curated record.